This is a messenger RNA of Cetraspora pellucida, 316 nucleotides long. Lineage: Eukaryota; Fungi; Glomeromycota; Glomeromycetes; Diversisporales; Gigasporaceae. The record is from the annotation of a GenBank genome assembly.
CCCUUCACCAACAAUAUCAAGACUUUAAAAUAAGAAUUGGAUCAUACAGCAAAGAAAAAUCAGCUAAUAUCAGGCCAGAACAAGAACCUCAUAAAAGUAGUUCCACUAACAAAGAAGAAAACCCAUACUUACAAGAUGAUACAUCUAUUAUAGAUGGUGUGGGCUUACAAGAAAAUGAUAUAACACAAGAUAAACAAAAAGGGCCUUUGUCACCUUUAAUGGAAAUAGACAACAAUAAAAGAAACUCUACACCAAGUAAAGAUAAGGACCUCUCACCUGACCCAAUAUCAGCACCACAUGAUGAACUGGCUGCACU